AUGUCUCAAGGAAGCACCUCGUCUUGCCACUAUCCCCAAGAGGAGAAGCUUCCCAAGCUAGAAUCCUUCGGCCAGAACGCUCAUGACCAGGCAUCUAUGCAGUCCUGUUGGACCGAGCCGGCCAUUUCGGGUUCCAUGUCGCUAGGGAUCCCGCUGGCCAGGCAAAUGACCAAUCUGAGCCUCCUGCUGUGUCCUUGCUCUGGGCUUGGCUGGGAUCAAUCCGAGGGCUACUGCCCUCUUCCCGAGGCAUCACCGACCGUUUAUGACACGAACCAGCCGUAUGGCGCGGAGAAGCAACCAUACAUGGACAUACCCCCACAGCCAGGGCAAGACGGGCUUCCCUUUCUAGAACCUGAGAAGUACAGCCCCUUGCAAUGCGAAGAGGCAGCUCACGGCCUGCCGCUGUCCGGAUACCCCGAGCAAGAGCACGUACAGCUGGCUUCCCCACCAGACAGCGCCAAGGAUGUUCUGUUCCCGCAAGAUCGACCUUCUCUGGCGCAUUAUCCCGAUGACUACUUGACUGCGGACUUGCAUCCCUCCAACGGCAUGGGAUUCACCCCUAGCUACAUGCAGAAUGACGACCAGUCGCCCAUGAAUCAGGCCUCCGACUAUCCUGUCACACUCGGUCCCCAUUCUGCGUCACUCCAGAGCAUGGCCAGAUGUCCAGACGUGUCUCAAUUUGGCAUGAUGGCAGUUGGAGGUGUGGCCGAUCAAGCCCCCUUGGGAAAUUGGAGCGAGCCAUCCGUUUCUCUUCAGCCAUCAAACUUCGACAUUCUACUCCCAGACCAACGAGGAGGUAAAAGAGGCCCCUUUAGAGACCCAAAGCUGCGCCAGCAGACGGCGCAGACCAGGCGGACAGGGUCGUGCAUCAGGUGCAGGAUGCAACGCAUUCGUUGCGAAUCUGAUCCGGAGGAUCCCGGAGGGAUAUGUCUGACGUGUACAAACGUGGCCAACACAAAGGCAGGGCGCUUUCCCUGCCUGAGGUAUAAAAUCACAGAUAUGAAGCUGUACAAGCCCGGCCAAGUCCCCGGGUACGAAUGGACCCGUCGAUGGACGAACAGCAUCACGGACCCUAUUCAGAAAUGGGCGUCUUCCGAGGUCAAGAUUGUCCGCGUCUCGGCUGGUUUCUCGAGGCGAUGCAUAGAACUGCAAGUUCGAAGGUUUAUACCCCAGGAAGGCGACAAACUUGUACGGACCUGGGAUGUCCAGGGAAUGAAGAAGUCGGUGGCAAUCCCUCCCUACGCGCUGAUCGAUUUGGAGGCAACAAAGUCGACGUACUCUAGCCACAUUCAAGACAUCAUGACGGACACCAUUCAGCACGUCUUGGACUGUCCCGACAGUCUUUUGUGCAGGACAUACUUCCGCGCUGUGGAACUAAUGCGCGAUCCAUCGACGCCGGCGGACUCGAUGAAGCUUCUUGGUCUGACGCUCACACUGUGGGUUUCCAUUCGGCUCUCCACCACGUCGGGCUUUCUCGUUGGAGACGAGAGCUUGGGCAUGCCCAACAAUAUCCUGGACGAGACUAGCCCCGACGCUGGCAAGAUCCCCAUGCCUCCUGUUCUGGGCGCGCAGCUAGACCUCGUGCUCAUCCACCACAUCCAGACGAAGCUCCGGAGGGAGAUGCUGGAGAUUCUGCAGAAGAUGAUCCUCAAGAAUAAGCAGAUGACUUGGUUUGUGACAUACCUGGUGACCCUGAUACUACUUCACAACACGGCCCUCAUCACGGGCCACGACGCGGGGUAUGCACGCAAGCACGGCAUGAAGCGCCGAUUUGCACGCGAGGACAAGGUCAGAGAGUAUCACCUUGGGGCAAACAUCCUGCUGGCCCAUUUCCAUUACUGCAACAAGGGCAUGUACCCAUUUUCGGACGAGUGCAAGGACAAGGAGUUGCGAGCACUGGCGGAUUUGAGCGAUGACGAGCUCGAAUUCGUUCACGCCACGAGGGAGCAUGUCAAGCGGCGUCGACGGGAGUGGGAGCAACUUCGGGCACGCGGCGCAUACGAGGAUGAUUUCUUUUUCGUCAGCCAGCUGUUUGAGGACAAUUGGAAGCCACAAUCGACGAUAUAA
Messenger RNA from Hirsutella rhossiliensis, 2067 nucleotides. RefSeq lists its product as uncharacterized. The record is from RefSeq and is a predicted model, not a curated record. The transcript has 6 exons. Bases 1 to 2067 code for a protein of 688 amino acids. Lineage: Eukaryota; Fungi; Ascomycota; Sordariomycetes; Hypocreales; Ophiocordycipitaceae.